Sphaeramia orbicularis (orbiculate cardinalfish) is the source of this 1334-nucleotide messenger RNA. It is a transcript of the gene rpf2, whose product is annotated as ribosome production factor 2 homolog. Gene Ontology annotation, biological process: maturation of LSU-rRNA from tricistronic rRNA transcript (SSU-rRNA, 5.8S rRNA, LSU-rRNA); ribosomal large subunit assembly. The record is from RefSeq and is a predicted model, not a curated record. Gene Ontology annotation, cellular component: nucleolus. NCBI's taxonomy places the organism in Eukaryota, Metazoa, Chordata, Actinopteri, Kurtiformes, Apogonidae. Bases 108 to 1037 code for a protein of 309 amino acids. The transcript has 10 exons. Gene Ontology annotation, molecular function: rRNA binding.
ACGCACCAAUGUUGUUUUCCGGCAUUUUACUUCACGUGGACGCACUGCGGCGUGCGGACGGCUAACAGCUAACAGCUAACAGGAGAGGAGGAAGAAGAGCCCAAAACAUGACGCAGUUAGACGGUGUAGUAAAACCCAAAACAAAGCGCUCCAAGCGCUUUUUGGAAAGCAGAGCACCCAAGCUGACUGAGAAUGUGAAGACUGCGAUGAUAAUGAAAGGGGGCAACACAAGUCAAACCGUCACCCAGGCCCUGAAGGACAUAUAUUCCCUGAAGAAACCCAAUGCUGUUCUUUACAAAAAGAAGAACAUAACCCGACCGUUUGAGGACUCGACAUCACUGGAAUUUUUCUCCAAGAAAAGUGACUGCUCUUUGUUCCUGUUUGGCUCACACAACAAGAAGAGACCCAAUAACCUCAUAUUUGGACGUCUGUUUGACUUCCAUGUGCUCGACAUGAUUGAACUGGGAAUUGAGAAGUAUGUCUCACUGAGCGAGAUCAAGACCAGCAAAUGUCCUGAAGGAACCAAACCGAUGCUUGUGUUUGCAGGCGAAGCUUUUGACGUAGACAACGAUCUCAAACGUCUGAAGAGUCUGCUCCUAGACUUUUUCAGAGGUCCCACGGUGCCUGCGGUGCGUCUGGCAGGUUUAGAACACAUUCUGCACUUCACUGCCUUGGAUGGAAAGAUCUACAUGCGCAGCUACAGAUGUCUGUUGAAGAAGUCGGGCUGCAGGACGCCACGCAUCGAGCUGGAGGAGAUCGGGCCGUCAUUUGACUUUGUCAUGAGAAGAACACACUUGGCCUCAGACGACUUGUACAAGUUGGCCCACAGACAGCCCAAAGCUCUGAAGCCCAAGAAGAAGAAGAACAUCUCCCAUGAUGCUUUUGGUACCAAGUUUGGCCGUGUGCACAUGCAGAAGCAGGAUCUGUCCAAACUGCAGACACGCAAGAUGAAGGGCCUGAGGAAGAGGAAGGGAGGCGUGGACUCUACAGAGGAUGAGGCAGCAGCGGCACCCAAACAAGUCAAAGUGGAGAGCUGAGGACCCAGGUCUGUGGAGCGGACCGAUUCCACCGCCCGGCCUCGGACAUGGUCCUGGACCCUGACGGUGGGCUUAUCUGGACUGUGUUUACCGCAAAGGACUUGGUCAGUGAGCAGAGGAAGACAUGACGCAUCUGUUUUUCCAUUUUCCUGUUGUGAUUUCACUUUCAUACAGGUCUUUGUCUUGACUCAUAAAACAAAGACAUAAGACAAACACAAACGUAAGUCUGGUCUAGUUGUUCAGACUUUGAGAAUGGCAGUGGUCUUAUGUGGUAAUAAAUGCAAACUCAUUUUUUCA